AAUAGAAAUGCCUAAGAGAGUUUGAGAGAUUCUUUGCCUUUUUCAAAAGUAUUAUCUAAAAAUCUGAGUUUUAGGAUGGCAUCUUCUCUAUUAAACAGAUUAAAAAUGUCUUUGCAAGAAUAGUUUAUGUUUCUAUUUGAUGUGCACAAGGUGAAAAGCCACAAUUGCUAUUACAGUCUUCAUUUGUUAAUGUAAUACAGCAACCUGAAUCCUUAUAUGAUAUUUUGAACAUCUGUCACUUUCAUUAUCGGAUCAUCUGAAAAGACAACCUGUCAGAACAGAAGCAUUCUACUGUGUUAUAGUUAUGCCAUACAUGAUGAUGAAAAUGUCAUACCAUUCUUCCAAAAAUUGUGGUAAUGAAUUUAAUUGGAAUGAACAUGUUGCCUCCAAGACGCUUUUUUAUAUUUUAUUUAAGGUGGUUGACCAGAUUGAUACCUUGACCUCUGACCUACAGCUGGAGGAUGAGAUGACGGACAGCUCUAAGACGGACACGCUCAACAGCAGCUCCAGUGGCACCACGGCCUCCAGCAUAGAGAAGAUCAAAGUGCAGGCCAACGCGCCGCUCAUUAGGCCCCCAGCACAGCCCUCGGCCAUCCUCACGGUCCUGAGAAAGCCCAACCCUCCACCGCCUCCUCCUAGGCUGACACCUGUGAAGUGCGAGGAGCCCCCGAGGGCGUUGCCCACUGUGAACCCUGUGAAGACCAACGGCACCCUUCUCAGAAACGGAGGCUUGCCAGGGGGACCCAACCGAAUUCCAAAUGGAGAUAUCUGCUGCAUACCCACCAGUAACCUGGACAAGGCCCCCGGGCAGCCUCUGACGCACAGACCUGACAAAGACAGGUGUCCCCAGGCAGGGCCUCGGGAACGUGUCCGGUUUAAUGAGAAAGUGCAGUACCACGGCUACUGCCCUGACUGUGACACCCGGCACAGUAUAAAACACAGGGAGGUCCACGCCCACGGCGAGCCUGUCCACCUGCCAGGGAAGGGCCUGCACCACGGCCCGCCCCUCCCUCCUCCACCCCACAUCCCUCCUUUCCCGCUAGAAAACGGGGGCCUGGGAAUAAGCCACAGUAACAGCUUCCCCCCUCUGAGACCCGCAACUGUGCCUCCUCCCACUGCACCAAAACCACAGAAGACAAUCUUGAGAAAGUCAACCACUACCACAGUGUGAUGUAUGCCAUUUAAAAAAAAAAAAAAAAAAAACAA
Molecule: messenger RNA, 1206 nt
Organism: Oryctolagus cuniculus (rabbit)
Lineage: Eukaryota; Metazoa; Chordata; Mammalia; Lagomorpha; Leporidae
Source: RefSeq, a predicted model, not a curated record